CAACUCAAAGAGGAGGCGGGUAUUUUAUUGGAUUUGUUGUCCCUAUAAAGUAACGUUAGGUUAUGUUGUAAUUAAAUAAAAACGUGGAUUGGUAUAAUAUUUAGCGUAGCUGGCUCUUAUAAAUUCGUACUGGUGUGUAUUACUGUUUUUUUUAGUGUGUUUAGGAUUAUUUUGUACCGUUAUUAGGACAUAGAAUCCUCUGCGUGUGUUUACUUUUAGUUUUGCAGUUCUCAUUUUGUUAUUUGAAGAUUAUGCAGAAACCCUGAUCUUUUACAGAUGGAAGAGGUGGAGUGAAAUUUUGUGAGCAAGACAGGCGUACCAUUUAUGACAUUGUCUAUGUUUCUGAAAAGAUGAAAAAAGAUUUCUUCACACAGCUGCAAUAGAAGCAAUGUGUAGCUCUCUUGAAGAAGGCAGUACCCAGUCUUCAGAAUCUGUAGUUUCUUCCCUGCUAGCAAACCAAACGGAACGCAGUUUUACUGAUGCCUCAAUAUGGUACAAAGACGAGCAGUAUAACUCUGCCACAAAGGCACUGGAGGCCUACAUUGAAGAUUUUGAACAGAGCCUUCUAUCUCCUGAUGUAAGCACGGGGAAACUGUACUUGAAGACUGGCCUAGUUAAAUAUGAUGGUCUUUCUAGAUCCCUGGAUCUACUCAAAGGAGGUUCACAAGACACAUUUUCUGCAGAGGAAUUGGAAUUUAUCCAUCAGCCUUUGAGAAAAGGACUUGCCAGUGACCCUGACCUUGUUAGUCUUACAACAGAUGACCUUUUGGCUUUGCCUUCUGAUGGUUCCUUGCCUAUUACUCAUACUUCAACAUUGAAGACCACACCUUGUCAAAACUUUAAUCAUGAUAGAAAAAAGCCUAUCUGUCCUAGGCAAGAAAAAUCAUCAUCUCUUUGUUUGUCUAAGAAAAGCCACAUACAUUUUGUGGAAAAUUCUGCUACAUUAGACAAGAAAAGUCUUAGUAGUUUAUCCCAUAAGGACUUUGGCUUGAAAUAUAGUAUGGAAUUAUAUGGACAUAAAGGCACAUCACCACUUGUUCCUCCAUUUUCUGCAGGAUUAGAAAGUCAUACUUUGAAAUUAAAUAAUGUAAGUAGUUACCCACGAUGGAUUACUAGUCAAAAGUCAGACUUGGAUGUUUCUGGAAUAACAAGCAUUCCAGAUCUUAGUUAUCCAGUAUGGUUAAACGAAGGAGAGUUCCUCUCUGAUUCAGAUGCUUACAAUGGUACAUCUACAUCUCAGAAACAAAAAGAUUGGUGUUCUCAUGUUAAGACUAAUUUUAAGUCUACUUUGUGGGCAGAGGAGUUGGACUCUGAAAUCAGCAGUUCUAGUCAUGAUGAUGAUGUAUUUGGCUCAUCUGAUGAGACCCAGAUGUUAAGUGGUAGGAAGCAUAUUGAAAAUGACAGAUAUUUAAAGUCUGGCCAGUUUUCACGGACAGUUGGUGUUCCUGAGCUAAAAGAAAACUUCUUGCAUAAAGAUUUAAAUGACUUAGAUUUCAAGAAGUCUUUUGAAGAUGACCAAAUUGAAUUGCUUAUCCUAAAGGCUGAAAGAGCUCUGGAGUCUUCAAGUACAGGACUUGCUUAUGGUAUGCUGAACAGUGGUAGCCCACGGACAGAAGAUAUAUUAGAUGGAGACCGAUCAUGGGAAAAAACUGUUGCUCCAUUCAAGUCUCCUGUGCCUGUAUUAAUGUCUGAAGAUGAUCAUUUAAAGACCAAAUCUGAUCUUAGUAAUAAACUACUUCAGGACUGCUCGAAAAGUGAUUGUCAGAAAAGUACUCUUUCUGGUGGGAAUCAUCCUGGCCCUGUUGAAGCACUAAAGCAAAUGCUAUUUAAUUUACAAUUGGUGCAGCAGAAGCUCCAUGUUGGACAAGAGGAUGGAGUGUGCAGAGAACCCGAGAAGCUUUCAGAGGAUAUUUCUGAUGUACGUUUAAACUAUGAAACAGAGCCUGGCAGCAGAUCACUGGAAAGGGCUUUCCACCACUUGGCACGACUUAAAAAACUUGUUGAUGACAGCAGUAUGAAGAAGGACCAAGAAGCUGAAGUAGUAAAACACGAGGAGGAAAGCUAGUGCAUUCAAAUAAUACAAUUAAAAAUAAAUAUAUUAUGCUUUUUAAUUUUGCACUGAAGUGGGAUAUUUUUGUGAAUGUCUUACUUUAAAGUGUUUGCUUUAAAGGAUUAUAGACGGUGUUCAUCUGGAAAAUAUUUGUAAAUAUUUGAAAAGAUUGUUAAACAUAUUUCAGUAAUUUAUUUUAAAAUUAUGUUUAACGUAAUGUGUAUUUACAUAUAUGAAAACCAUAUCAUUACUAUUUCCAUGCAUCUUUGUCAAUGUCAAGUGUGAUAUCACUAAACUAAAAUUAUAUUCAGCACUGAAGUUCACAUAGGUUUGAUGCUGAUAAAGUAGAGAAGGUGCAUUUUGUCUUAUGGCAUGUUGAUGUGCUGCAGUGCUAAAAAGUUGUUUAUGAUCAUAAAUUAAUUUAAAUGUAUGUUUAUUCAGUGUUUCAAAUUAACACCUUAUAGCCAGUUACUUUUUUAAGUAAAAUUUUGCAUUACAUAUAAAGUGUUUAUGAGAGUCUCCUCUGUAGAAGUGUUACAGUUACUGAAAACAUUACAUAUGUGGGUUUGGCAUACUGUAUGUAGCUAUCCAUCUUUCCUCAGACGUUUCUUCACAGUACUAGGUCCACCAGCCCAUAUCAGUGCUCACCUAAUGCAUAGAUGUAAAGUUAUCUUUCUUACAUUGUUUUUUGCCACUAUCACUUAACUGUUCAUGCCAUCUUACAGUAAUUAUUAAAAGUGCCAUGUAUUAGUUGGA
Molecule: messenger RNA, 2806 nt
Organism: Protopterus annectens (West African lungfish)
Lineage: Eukaryota; Metazoa; Chordata; Ceratodontiformes; Protopteridae
Gene: CCHR1.PART1H18orf54
Product: chromosome chr1.part1 C18orf54 homolog
Exons: 8
Coding region: 389-2065 (558 amino acids)
Source: RefSeq, a predicted model, not a curated record